AUGAAUUUUGAAUUUGAGAGGGAGAUCGGGUUUAUAAAUAGCCAGCCUUCGCUCGCAGAGUGCCUGACGUCUCUUCCCGCUGUCCUGGAGACAUUUCAAACUUCAUCAAUCAAGGACUCGACAUUAAUUCCUCCUCCUUUUGAGCAAACCGUCCUCAGCCUGAAUCCUUGUUCCAGCAGCCAGGCAAGACCGAGGAGCCAAAAAAGAGCAUCUCAUGGCCUGCUCCAGCUCCAGCCCCAGCCUCCGGCACAGCCCGGCCCCUUGGCAGCGGAAUUCCCCUGGAUGAAGGAGAAGAAAUCUUCCAAGAAAGCUAUCCAGGCUUCCUCCUCUUCCCCCCCAUCAUCUUCCUUGGUGCCGGUCCCUGCCGCGGGAUCUCCUGCAGGUUCGUAUCAUGAGGGG
Messenger RNA from Eurypyga helias (sunbittern), 399 nucleotides. Its product is annotated as homeobox protein Hox-B2-like. The transcript has a single exon. The annotation marks the transcript as partial. The record is from RefSeq and is a predicted model, not a curated record. Lineage: Eukaryota; Metazoa; Chordata; Aves; Eurypygiformes; Eurypygidae. Gene Ontology annotation, biological process: regulation of DNA-templated transcription. Gene Ontology annotation, molecular function: DNA-binding transcription factor activity; DNA binding.